Messenger RNA from Fulvia fulva, 5673 nucleotides. Its product is annotated as putative ubiquitin fusion degradation protein. The transcript is spliced from 3 exons. Gene Ontology annotation, cellular component: nuclear speck. NCBI's taxonomy places the organism in Eukaryota, Fungi, Ascomycota, Dothideomycetes, Mycosphaerellales, Mycosphaerellaceae. The coding region runs from base 1 to 5673 and encodes 1890 amino acids. The record is from RefSeq and is a predicted model, not a curated record. Gene Ontology annotation, biological process: proteasome-mediated ubiquitin-dependent protein catabolic process; protein polyubiquitination. Gene Ontology annotation, molecular function: ubiquitin protein ligase activity.
AUGCCUCCAAGUCAGCGUGUUACUCGCUCCGCUGCUGCGAGGCUCUCCGCCGACGGCGACAGCAUAAGUAACCAGCAGCAAUCGCCCACCACCACCGCGGCCGGCUCACCACCCGCUUCCACCACCACCUCCUCAUCCUCCACCAAACGCAAGCGCAAGGCCGCCCCGCAGCCAUCACCGCCAGCGACAGAACGCAAGACUAAGCGUCCACGAGGCAGCAACGCCGCAGCCACCAACCCCGACGCCGACCAGGAGCAGCCAGAACCAGUCGAGGCUCCGAAGAGAGGCAAGAAGAGAGCGGCAUCCGCCGCUAUGUCAAGUGCUGGGUCUGCAGGUCCGUCGCAGAAGAACUGCGAGCGGAAGACUGACAUGGACAGGCCAUCUUCCGACAACACAUCCGCGGAGACGUCACCACAGCAGGCUCCACGCGACUCGUCACGGCGCAAGUCGAGCCGCCGCAAGUCGAAAGAAGAUCCUACCGCAUCCACAUCUGGAGCAUCAUCGAGGAAGUCACGCAAGGGCUCGCGAAAAGAUCAAGAUGUGGUCAUGAAGGACGUUGAUGAGAAGGGCAAGGAGCCGAAGGAAGAUGCAGACGACGAUGAGGAGCAAUCACGACAAGACGCAGGCACCGGAGCUGAAGGCAGCGAGGAACCCUCUCGGAGACAGAUACAAGAUGAGAUCGAUGCCAUGGAGCGGGGAGAGGAUCCAUUCGCUACGGGUUAUCUCUCUCGCUUUGCUGGCCACCAUGGUCUGUCUAGCAGUCUGCGAGCAUUGAGUGGCAUCGUGUCAGGUACCAACAGCCGUCUGCGUGGCCUGCUGGAACGACUUCGAGCCAAGGAUGAUCCGUCGAUGCAGCUUAUUGCGCUACAAGACUUGUCAGAGCUACUUCUGGUCUCGAACGAAGAUAACCUCGCCGGCCACUUUGCACCAGAUCAGUACGUCAAGGAGCUGGUGACACUGAUGCAGCCCAACGACUUCACUGGCGAGGAGAAUCCGGAGGUCAUGCUGCUUGCAUGCCGCUGCAUUGCCAACAUGAUGGAGGCUCUGCCUGCUGCGACUGCGAGUGUGGUUUAUGGCAGAGCUGUGCCCAUUCUCUGCCAGAAACUGCUCGAGAUCCACUACAUCGAUCUGGCCGAGCAAGCCCUCAGCACACUGGAGAAGAUAUCAGUCGAGUUUCCAUCGUCGAUUGUCAGAGAAGGAGGCCUGACAGCUUGCCUGACAUAUCUUGACUUCUUCGCCACCGGCACUCAGCGUACGGCAGUCACCACAGCCGCCAACUGCUGCCGCAAUAUUCCGGAAGAUUCAUUCCCGACAGUUCGCGAUGUGAUGCCUAUCCUCCUUGGUACACUUUCGAGCAGCGAUCAACGCGUGGUGGAGCAGGCAUCGCUCUGCGUGGCUAGAAUUAUCGACAGCUUCAAAUACCAUGAAGGCAAGCUUGAAGAACUGAUCAGCCCAGAGCUGCUUCGCGCAAUUCUGCGACUUCUGCUGCCAGGCUCGACCAACAUGAUCGGACCAAACAUCCACACGCAAUUCCUUCGUGUUCUCUCCAUCACUGCUCGUGCCAGUCCACGACUUUCCGUUGAGCUGUUCAAGAUGAAUGUCGUUGACACACUCUACCAAAUCCUGACUGGUGUCUCACCGCCAGCUGGCACUGAUGGUGUCGCCGCAAAGAUCGACAAGAAUGUCAUCAUGCAGUCGAUCAUCCGCACCCCACGCGAGCAAAUCUUCGAGACACUCAAUGUCGUCUGCGAGCUACUUCCUACAGUAUCGCCAGAGAACUUGACAUUCCUUGAUGACUUACAAGAUGCCGGCUACACAGGAUCAGAGUCGGUCUCGAUGUCUACUCGCUCGAAGACUUCACCCAACGACAAGAGAGUCGAGCUUCUCAAGGAGUGCACCGAAGAGGUCAAGCGCUUCGCAGUCAUCCUCUUCCCUACUCUGAUGCAUGCGUACACCAGCACGGUGAACCUCAGUGUACGGCAGAAGGUCUUGACUGCACAGCUGAAGAUGCUGUCCAACCUGGAGACCGGCAUCCUCGAGGAGGCUCUACAAGGUGUCACGUACGCUUCCCAUCUCGCGGGCAUAUUGACUCAGCAAGAGAACUCUUCCUUGGUGACAUACGCACUGCAAGCCGCCGAGCUGCUCUUGAAGCGCCUGGAAUUGGUCUAUCGUCCACAGUUUUACAGAGAAGGUGUCAUUGCCGAGGUCACGAAACUCGCCGACCGUCCCAUGGCACCUGGGCCCACGCCAGCUGAUCUGUCCCAGCCAGCCCCAGACCUGCUUCCUCCGCCACCACCUGAGGUUGACGAACAGCCUGGUGAUAUCGACCAAGACGAGGAAGAUGAUGAACAGCAAGCUAUCGAGGUUGACGUAGCAGGCGAGGCGACCGACGAGGAUGACAAUGCGCAAGACGAGAACGAGCCGCACGAAGACAACGAGAACGAUGAGGAUGACGAAGAUGAUGAGGAUCGUGAAGCCCAGAGAGUGCACUCCGAUGACUCGGAACUUCCGCCAACAAGACAUCGUCGCAUCCCCAACCUGCAGGACAUCAUCACACUUCGCUCCAAGCGCUUCAUGGAAGCACAUGGUGAUGAAGGUAGUGAGGAGAUGCGAAGCAAGGCGACAAAAGUGCUCGAUGACAUCAAGUCUGUCUCCAGCAAGCUCCAGUCCUGCUACAAUUCGGCAGACAAGCAGGGCGGGCUCUCCCUGUACAGGCAGCUGGCAAGAUACUUCCGUGGUGAUGCACUCGAGGGCAUUACGAGCUACGAGCUGCUCACGUCCGGCAUUGUGGACACACUCCUCGAGCUAUUCGCGUCUGAAGAUGAGGAUGUUUCACAGAGUGCACAAGCAGACUUCCUGGAAGCAUUCAUGGGCACUUCCAUUGAUACCAACCUUGCAACCGGCGCAUCAGAAUCGCCUUCAACGGCGUUCAGUAUCCUCAUUUACAAACUGCAGGAGCUGCUUAGCCGUGCUGAGCACUUUGAGGUGAUCACAGUUCACCACAACGCUUUCGAGAGCAACAGAGGCAGCGCCGCGUCCAUGCUAGCGAAGCAGCUUCGCCUGAAGCUGGUGGCCGGCGAGGAGUCUGGUAUUCCCCGUGCUUAUCGCAACAUCAUGGUCUCGAUUCACGCCAUUGCUACCUUCAAAGCACUUGAUGACUAUCUCCGGCCACGCAUCAGUCUUUCGGAGCGUCCACGUGGCGCUCGCCGUGAGGGAGGCAUCUCUAGUGCGAUGGCGGCGUAUGCAGCGGCAAUGGCAGGCCGUGGAGACAGAUCUGCACCGCCGAUACCAUCACUGCCUUCUUUGGGCCGCUCUCUUCCUGCUCGCCCAUCGAACAAGUUGCCGCCACGCACGAAGUCAUCAAAAUCAGAUUCAAAUGGCGAGGCUAGUAAGCCAGAAGACGCUGCAGCUCGUUCGCUCCGUCGCUCGACACGAAGACAAUCCGGCCAGCCAUCGGCUGCUCCUGACGCGGAACCCGACGCUCCAACGGAAGACAAGAACGACUUGCAGGAGGCUCUCGAGGCUGCAGACGAGGCGCACAUCUCAGAUGAGGAUGAUGACGACGAUGUAGAUGCGGAUCUCGAUGCUCUCGUUGACGACCUCGAAGAGGGCGGGCUGGAGCAAGAUGUCGCUGAUCCUGGUGCUGUGAACAUUGAGGCUGCGGGCACUGGUAAGGUCACUGCCCGAACAGAAGAUGGCGCACGCGUAAGCACACCUACAGCACAAGGUGUACCGACACCGACUGGCAGAGACAGAAUGUCGGCAAUCGCCAGACUCGCCGCUGCUCGAGAGAUGCUUUCCACGCCAACAUCAUCUCGACCUGGAAUGUCUUAUGCUUCAGCACUUCAGGCGACUCCACAAGAUUGGCACAUCGAAUUCAGUGUCAAUGGUCAGCCAAUCUCCAGCGAGACCACCAUCUACCGUGCUUGCCACUUCAACCAAGCUCAAGGUGACGAGUUAUCAGCACGCAACAUCUGGUCUGCUACGCACAGCAUCUCUUUCAAGCGUGUCUCUGGACCACCUCCCGCUGAUCGGGCGACACCUACCGUAACGACUACGGCUUCCAGUAGCACCGACCUCCCACCAUCGCUCGACAAUCACCCGGUGACUUCCAGCAUUCUGCGACUUAUGAGCAUACUGCACGAGCUCAACGCCAACCCAGACGACGUUGUGCACGACGCAAAGAGCGCGGUGAAGCUCAACGCUGAGCCGCAAUCUCAAUUUGUCAACACAAAGCUCACCGCUAAGCUCAACCGCCAGCUGGAAGAACCCCUCAUUGUUGCUAGCCAGUGUCUGCCCAGCUGGAGUGAGGACCUGGCCCGUCUAUAUCCUUUCCUGUUUCCCUUCGAGACACGCCACCUCUUCUUGCAGUCAACAUCGUUUGGCUACAGCCGGCUCAUGUCUCGUUGGCAGAGCAGCCAAUCCGAGAGUGAGUCUCGUCGCCACCGCGAUGAUCGGCCAUUCCUUGGCAGAAUGCAGCGUCAAAAGGUCAGAAUAUCUCGCGGCCGUAUUUUGGAGUCUGCUCUCAAAGUCAUGGAGCUCUAUGGGUCGUCCUCGAGUAUGCUGGAAGUGGAAUACUUUGAGGAAGUCGGCACUGGUCUUGGACCUACCCUGGAGUUCUACUCGACCGUGUCGAAGGAGUUUUCCAAGAAGAAGACGAAGCUUUGGCGUGAGAAUGAGUCGUUCGAGAACGACGAGUUUGCGUUCGGCAAGCGUGGCCUGUUCCCAGCGCCCAUGAACGAGGAGACUUCGCGCAACGAGAACGGCCAGCGCGUCUUGCACCUCUUCAAGAUGCUUGGCAAGUUCGUCGCUCGUUCAAUGCUCGACUCACGCAUCAUCGAUAUCUCUUUCAACCCGACCUUCUUCCGCAUUGGAGACUCCACCGCUGUGGCACCUUCCCUUGGCGCCGUCGCAACGGUUGACGAAGACCUUGCCAAGUCGCUGAAGAUGCUGAAGAAGUACGCCACUACCAAGCAGCGCAUUGAUGAAGACAUUCAAUUGUCUGCAGCCCAGAAGCUUCAGAAGACUCAGCAGAUUCGCGUCAAUGACGCCAAAGUCGAGGACCUCGGUCUCGGAUUCACGCUGCCAGGUUAUCCUGACAUCGAACUUCUGCCACACGGAUCGACCAUCGAUGUGACUAUCGACAAUGUGGAUCUGUACAUCAAGAAGGUCAUUGACUUCACCUUGGGAGCCGGUAUCGAGAAGCAAGUUGAAGCCUUCCGGGCUGGCUUCUCGCAAGUCUUUCCCUACUCGGCUACAAAGGCCUUUACACCAGAUGAGCUCGUCAUGCUCUUCGGUCGUGUUGACGAGGACUGGUCGUUGGAGACUCUGAUGGACUCUAUCAAGGCCGAUCACGGUUUCAACCUGGACAGUAAGAGCGUGCGCAACUUGCUGCAGUUCAUGUCCGAGCUGCCAGCACCGACCCGUCGUGACUUCCUGCAAUUCAUCACGGGUAGUCCGAAGCUGCCUAUUGGAGGCUUCAAAGCUCUUACGCCCAUGUUCACCGUCGUCUGCAAGCCAAGCGAACCACCAUACACAUCCGACGACUACCUCCCCAGCGUCAUGACUUGCGUCAAUUACCUCAAGAUGCCAGACUACAGCUCGCUGGAUAUACUCAAGGAGAAGCUGAACGUUGCGAUCAAGGAAGGCCAGGGUGCUUUCCAUCUUUCCUAG